AAGAAAAAAAAAAAAAAAAGAUAAAAAGAGGGAGAAUUUAAAAUUUUAACAUUUUUUGUGACUCUUGUACUCUUUUCUCUUUUUUCAUUCCUUUUACUCCAAUGGAACCAUUGACCAUGUUUAUUGUUGUCCGCAAGGAUCUUGCCAAAAAACUCCAGUGGCCCACUGGCAGUGUAAUGACUCAGGCGUGUCAUGCAGCGACUGCUAUUUUGCACUUGACUCGUGAGGACGAAAAUACCAAAGCAUACUUGGAUGAUUUGGACAACAUGCAUAAAGUAGUAUUAGAGACAAAGAACGAGGGAUCUUUAGAGAAAUUAGCAGAGGUACUUACUACCCAUAAUAUUCCUUUCAAGAAAUGGAUCGAACAACCCGAGAAUAUCCCUACUUCUUUAGCUACAGCACCUUUAGCUUCUCGAAGCCCUGAAGUAUUGGAAGCCUUCAAAAAGACUUGUUCUCUGUACCGUUAAAAACAAAGUCACGUCUUACAUACAAAAAAGAAAAAAAAAAUCUUUUUUUUUUUUUCUUCUUUUGAAUGAAGAGGUUGUUUCGUUUUAAACCAUUAAUAAAUAAUAAUAAUAAACG
Messenger RNA from Mucor mucedo, 582 nucleotides. Its product is annotated as peptidyl-tRNA hydrolase II domain-containing protein. The coding region runs from base 102 to 467 and encodes 121 amino acids. The record is from RefSeq and is a predicted model, not a curated record. Lineage: Eukaryota; Fungi; Mucoromycota; Mucoromycetes; Mucorales; Mucoraceae. The transcript is spliced from 4 exons. Gene Ontology annotation, molecular function: peptidyl-tRNA hydrolase activity.